GGAGGGAGUUUUGAGGGGUCCCCGGGAUGAAGCCCCCCCCUGAGCCCAGUGCCAUGGAUGCCCUGCAUGAGGCCGGGAUCCAGGCAGCCGUGGCCCUGCAGGCUGGGCCGCCCUGGCUGGAGCAGUUCUGGCUCUUCCUGACCUCCCACCUGGACCCCGGUGCCAUCUACACCAUCUGCUUCCCGCUGGCCCGCGGGCUGGACGACCACGUGUCCAUGAUGGUCCUCUGGAUCGCCCUCGUGGCCGAGUGGCUCAACGUGGUCCUCAAAUGGUUCCUGUUCGGGGAGCGCCCGUACUGGUGGAUCCACGAGUCGGGGCUGUCCAGCCGGGAGCAGCUCCCGCUGCACCAGUUCCCGGUCACCUGCGAGACGGGCCCGGGGAGCCCCUCGGGCCACUGCAUGAUCCUGGGGGCGGCCCUGUGGCCGAUUGUCACCGCGCUGAGCACGGCGGUGUCCCGGCACACGCGGAGCCGGCUGCUCAGGCUGGUCCCGUUCCUCGCCUACAUCCUCCUGCUGGUGGCCAUGGGGCUCUCCCGGAUCUUCGUCCUGGCCCACUUUCCCCAUCAGGUGGUCACCGGCUCCCUGGCAGGGAUGGCUCUGGGCUGGGGGCUGCAGCGCUGGCCCCCCAACUUCCUCAAGUGCCGCUUCUUCCUGGUGACGGCCCUGGGGCUGCUCCUGGGCGCGCUGGCCCUGCACGGGCUGGCCACGGCCGCGGGGCUCGACCUGGACUGGUGA
Messenger RNA from Cyanistes caeruleus (blue tit), 734 nucleotides. NCBI's taxonomy places the organism in Eukaryota, Metazoa, Chordata, Aves, Passeriformes, Paridae. The record is from RefSeq and is a predicted model, not a curated record.